Messenger RNA from Gopherus flavomarginatus (Mexican gopher tortoise), 1626 nucleotides. RefSeq names its product peptidase inhibitor 16 (gene PI16). Gene Ontology annotation, cellular component: extracellular region. Bases 83 to 1534 code for a protein of 483 amino acids. The record is from RefSeq and is a predicted model, not a curated record. Lineage: Eukaryota; Metazoa; Chordata; Testudines; Testudinidae. The transcript has 6 exons.
UUGGGUGUUCCUUAUUUUGGGAAGUGCUUUAAAUGUAUCUGCCAGAGGCGUGGGCUGCUAAAGCCAGAGACCGACUGCCACAAUGCUGAGCUCUGGGCUUCCUCCCCUUCUCCUAUUGCUCACAGCUGUGGAACUGAGCUGGUCCCUUACAGAUGAUGACAAGAGGUUGAUCGUGGAGAUGCACAACCACUACCGCUCCCAGGUCUCCCCUCAUGCUGCAGACAUGCUGAAAAUGAGCUGGGCACCUGACCUGGAAGCCUUUGCCAAAGCCUAUGCAGCGAAGUGCAUCUGGGGCCACAACAAGGAGCGGGGCCGGCGGGGUGAGAACCUCUUUGCCAUUACCGAUGAGAUGGAUGUGGAGGUGGCCUUGGAGCAGUGGUACGACGAGCACAAGCACUACAACCUGACCACGUCCAAAUGCACCGUAGGACAGAUGUGUGGCCAUUACACCCAGGUGGUCUGGGCAAACAGCGAACACGUUGGCUGUGGGAUGCAAUUCUGCAAAACCCUGCAUGGUGUCGAGGAACCUGAUCUCUACCUGCUGGUCUGCAACUACGAUCCCCCCGGCAAUGUGAGGGGUCGCAAGCCGUACAAGGAAGGACCUCCGUGCUCCAAGUGCCCCGAGGGCUAUACGUGUAGGAAUUCAAUCUGUGAACCCAGUGUAGACUCAGAAGAGGUCUCUACAUCCUCUAGGACAACAAGGCCAAACCUCAUCACUAGGCCAGCUCUCACCACAGCUACUAUGAGCCCGACCACUACCGCUACCAUAACGUCACCACCCACCACCGUGAAAAAAAGGCUGGCACCCACCACCACCAGGAGGCCUGCACCCACUACCACAAGCCCCACCACCACCACUACUCUAGGGCCAGCACCCACCACCACCACCGCCACAACAAGGCCGAACCCCACCACGACCACAAGGCUGCCACUCACCACAAACCCGCCACCUAUCCGAACAGCUAGGCCCAACCCCACCACGACCACUGGGCCAACAUCCUCCUUAGAGCCCACCUCAGACCUGGACCUUAAAACAUCUCCAGAAAUGCAAGUGGACUCUGAGGAGACUGGUGCCCCAUUGGUGACCUUAGAGGCUGUGCUCUUUCUGGACCUGGAGUCAACCCUCAGCCCGACUGCCUCUCCAGAAAUGGAGGGAGACUUGAAGGAGUCUGAUACAGCCUCCGUGAGAGCUGAGCCAGCCCUCUCCUCAGAGCCACCUCCAUCCUUCAGCCUUACAACUCUAGAAACCAAUCUCAGCUUGGAAGAUACCAAGCAGCCCCCACCUGCUCUAAAGCCAGCACCUGCCACUGCUAAGGAGAUCUCCCUCCUGCACUUAUUACCACCUUCCAAGGCCGCAGGGGGGCACAGCCUCACUAUCCAGUCCUCCCUGUCAGGUGCCAGAGAGACCGAAGAGCUGAUGACGGGCCCCACAAAGAAAGACUUGGACCAGCAAAAUGGUUCAGCCACCAGCAACCUUCUGGAGUUCUCUCUCUUCCUAGUGGCCGCUCCCCUGCUGACAGGCCUUCUGCUCUGAAGGGUCUACCUCGACCCUCUGUGCUCCUAUCCUCAAAUUCUCCUCCAGUACUGAUUGUCCUGCUGCCCUGCUAGGCGUGGGGCAUAUCAGUC